GCCCCGCGCGGGAGGAGGAGGAGGAGGAGGAGGAGGAUGAAGGAGAUGAAGCAGCGGAGGAAGAAGGAGCGCACGUGGGCCGAGGCCGCCCGCCUGGUGCUGGAAAAUUACUCUGAUGCUCCUAUGACCCCCAAGCAGAUUCUGCAGGUCAUAGAGUCUGAAGGACUGAAGGAAAUGAGUGGCACCUCUCCCCUUGCCUGCCUCAAUGCCAUGCUGCACUCCAACUCCAGGGGAGGGGAUGGGCUCUUCUACAAACUGCCCGGACGCAUCAGCCUCUUCACCCUCAAGAAGGAUGCCUUGCAGUGGUCCCGGAAUCUCUCUGUGCCAGAAGGGGAGGAGCUGGAGGAUACAGCAGAUGCAGAGAGCUGCGAGUCCAAUGAAGCCAGCACUGUGAGUGGUGAUAAUGAUGUGUCUCUUGAUGAAACCUCCUCUAACGCCUCCUGCUCCACUGAAUCUCAGAGCAAGGGACCUCCUGCUACCAGGGAGAGCCACAGAGCUGCCUCCCAGACAACCAAACAAAAGAAAAAGACUGGGGUGAUGUUGCCACGUGUGGUCUUAACACCGCUGAAAGUGAACGGGGCACACAUGGAGUCUGCCUCUGGCUUCACGGGAAGGCACGCUGAUGGGGAGAGCAGCAGCACAUCCAGCAGCAGCAGCAGCUCCUUGGCGCUGUGCAAAGCCACCUUGCGCAGUCGAACAGAAAUAAACAGGGAUCCCCCACAGCUGCUCAGAGGCAUCCGGAAGCCUGCACCUGGGCAAAUGAAACGAAACCGGGGUGAGGACAUUGACUUUGAAACACCUGGGUCCAUCCUGGUCAACACAAACCUGCGAGCUCUGAUCAACUCCAGAACCUUCAACGCGCUCCCGUCGCACUUCCAGCAGCAGCUCCUCUACCUGCUCCCCGAGGUGGACAGACAGGUGGGGGCUGACGGGCUGAUGCGUCUCAGUGGCAGCGCCCUGAACAACGAGUUCUUCACCCACGCUGCGCAGAGCUGGAGGGAGCGACUGGCUGAUGGUGAAUUCACCCAUGAGAUGCAAGUUCGAAUUCGGCAGGAGAUGGAAAAGGAAAAGAGAGUGGAGCAAUGGAAAGAGAAGUUCUUUGAGGACUACUAUGGACAAAAGUUGGGCCUGACCCAAGAAGAAUCCCAGGAGCAGAAUUUGGUGCAAGAAGAUGCAGAGAACAGGACAGGAGUGUCUGUUAAAGGAGAGGCCAGGCUGCCCCGUGGCCCCUCCACGCGGCAGAGGGACGGGCGCUUCAGGAAACGCUCCCGGGCUGACCUGCGCUGCAGAGCCAGGAGGAGCCUCUACAAACUGCGUGAGCCUGAGCAAACAGAGGCUCCCAAAGAGCCUGCUUCAGUGGGACCAGAUUCCUCUCUCCAUAAAGAGUCAAAGCCUGAGACAGACCUGAAGAAAGAUGAGGUGACCGGCCCUUCGGCUGCUGGGCUGAAGCCGGAGAGUUCAGACUCGCACCUCUCUGCAGAGACUUCCAAACCACACAGUAAAUCAGAAGAUCCAUCGUUGGCAACUGCAAACAGAAUUCCCAGUUUGCCCCAGGAGAGCUCUGCUCAGGAGCCCAAGGACCAGAAGAGGAAAUGCUUUGAGGAGGCUGCCUCUGCCUCCUUCCCCGAAAAGAAGCCCCGGCUUGAAGAUCGUCAGUCCUUUCGUAACACAAUUGAAAGUGUUCACCCAGAAAAGCCACAGCCUACUAAAGAGGAGCCAAAAGUCCCACCCAUCCGGAUUCAACUUUCACGUAUUAAACCACCCUGGGUGGUUAAAGGUCAGCCCACUUACCAGAUAUGCCCCAGAAUCAUCCCCAACACGGAGCCCUCCAGCCGGGGCCGGGCCGGGGCCAGAACCCUCGCAGACAUCAAAGCCCGAGCUCUGCAGGCCCGAGCCCAGCGAGAAGCUGCCACAGCAGCCAUCGGAGGAGGGGGUGGCCCAGGUGGAGGGAGAAGCAGGGAUGAAGGAGGUGGUGGUGGAGGAGGAGGAUCCCGCAGCCGCACCGAGCACAGGAGAUCCAAGAGAACCCGUGGGAAGCGCCCGUCAGAUCUGCAGCGAGCACAACUACUGCCGCCCCCCUGUCUGAAGGGAGAGAGGGCUGAGGAGGUGAACACGAGUCCCUUCUGCUCUGCCAGAGAAGGCCCCUUGUCCUCACAGAGAGAGGAAAGCGGUGGUGUGGAGUGUGCUGCAGGCUCAGGAGGAGCUCAGCCUGGCGAUGGUUGCCCUGGCAGGCAGCUCUGUGAGGCUUGGACUGGGUCAGCCUUGGGAAACGCAGCUCCUGAGAGGCAGGAGGAGAGUCCUGAGCAGCAGCUCCUCUCUGAGCCACGGACCCAGCCCCCUCCUUGUGCUGCACCUCAGGAGAGGCAGAGUCUGAAGCUGAAGUGUCUGGUCCCUCCAGAGAGCAGUCUGUCCCGUUGGCAGGGACCUGCUGUUGGUGCCAUGGGAGAUGGGGCUGUGUCAGCACCUGGAGAUGUCCCUUCUCCCCCCGUGCAGCUGGAUUGUCACUCAGACACAAAGGAGAAUUCCCCCAGUUGUCCCCCUCUGCUGCCAGAAGUGUCACCAGCCAUUAAAGAGCCAGAGAUGGUGAUGAGCUUUAGAUUUAAUGGCUCUGAGACAUUUGUGGAAAAACGUGUGGCUGAUGGCAGCAACUCCAAGGCAGUGAGUGGUGGAGCAGAGAGCGUGGCCCCUGCCCUGUGUAACUGCUCCCACCCCCGGGCAGAGAGCUCCAGUGAUGGCAAAGCAGGUGGUGAGGAGGAGCAGGACACAGGGGACCUGGUGAAACCCUCGUCACAGGAUGACUUCAGAUCUCAGAGCAGGAUAGAUACCUCUGAAAAACUCCUGCAGCUGCAGGAGUGGUGCCCCAGAACAGCACCAGAAGGUGCACAUCAGGCACUGGGAGAGACUGGAGAGUCGCAGAGAAAUGGAGAUGCUGAAGUUCAGAGCACACACAGUGAAACAACAGAGACUGCCUCAGACUUUGAAGGUGAUGUGGCUGAUGAGAGUGUGGAGAUGGAUUUGUGUUUCAGGAGCGUCAGCUGCAGGGAGGUGGCUGGAAAAGAGUCCUCCUGUCCCAGCAGCUCAGAGAGAGGUGACAGGAUCAGAUCCCAGUCCUCUGGGGAAUCAGAUGGUCUGGCCCGUGGUGUGGACUUCCCUGCCAUGGCAGCAGUGGGUGCUGGGCCUCCAGCCCGGGGCUGGGCACCACGGGCACCAUCGCCCCAGAAGCCUGAGCAGCAGAGGGGUGCUGCCCGGCCCACGUCCUCAGUUGAAACCAACAACCCUUUGGUGAUGCAGCUGCUUAAGGGGAGCCUCCCCCUGGAAGAAGUUCUCCCAGUAUCUCACGCCAGCAUCAAGCUGGAGGUUACACAGCCAGUGCUGGACAAGCAGCCAGAAAGUCACUCCCUGGAACUGGAUAGAGGCAGCAGUUGCUAUUUUGGCAAAGGAUCUUCUCCAGAUGUAGGGAUAAAGAGGAGUGUCCUAAGUCAGAGCGAUGACUUCCACUCAGUGACAUCUUCCAUAGGUCCCCAGGGAAUGCUGUGUGGAUCAGGGGCAGCACUGCCCAGUGCAGAGGAUGUGGAGGAUCAGUCUGCUCCAGAAAAACAUUCCAAAGUUGGCUUGGCUUUCAGUCGCCAAGACCAACUGGUAAAUGUGGCAAGUGCCUCUCAGAACCCUGAAGACUCGGGCCCUCGUGAAAGAACAUUCUCUUCCUGUAGUUUUGAGGAGCAAAAGGAAUUGUCCAAGGUCCAUCAGGUGCCACAGCACAACCCAGUGACAAGUGUCAUUGCAAAUAAAAGUCCAGAGAAGCGGAACGCCUCGACGGAGCCUCGUGUCAUACCUCCUGCUGUCACCUCUCUUGGUCCAAAUCAGACAGGAGGUAUAUCAGCCAACAAAAACCAUGGAGUUCAAGGCAAAAAACUCUUUGGUUCUGGGUUCCCUCGCAACCCCAGUCUGCGACUGCAUCACUCCAGGGCUCUGGAUCCAGUGUCAGCCAUGGGAACUUUGUCCCCCAGCAAACGGGUGCCCCUGGUCAAGAGCCGUGCACCAGGAGAGGGAAUGCCAGCUGCAAGGGAGGAAUGGACUUCAAAGCAGCAGGGAGACACCCUGGGAGGAAUUAAGAAUGGGAACGUGUUGGGGUGUGGCAGCCUGGCCAAGAGCAACGUGGAGAACCUGAAGGAUGCGGCACAGAACCCCACGGAGCCAUCCGAGCACUCACAGAGUGUCCCACUGGGGAUGGACUUGCCAUUUUUUAAGUUGUCAAGGGAACCAGGAAAAGGACACAAUCACCCUUUGGAGCCUUCCUCCAUACCCUCCCAGCUCAAUAUCAAGCAAGCGUUUUAUGGGAAGCUUUCUAAGCUGCAGCUUAAUUCCAGCAGCUUUAAUUAUUCAUCCAACACUCCAGCUUUUCCCAGAAGCCUUGCUGGAAGUGUGAUGCAGCUAACCCACAAAGCGAACUUUGCUGCCAACCACAACACCUCCCUCUCUGUGCAGAUGUUUGCUGACAGCAGCAGUGUUGAUGAGAUCUCAUUCAAGUGCUCGUGCAGCCUCAAAGCCAUGAUCAUGUGUAAGGGCUGCGGGGCCUUCUGUCACGACGACUGUAUAGGACCCUCUAAGCUUUGUGUAUUGUGCCUUGUGGUGAGAUAAUAAAUUCUGGCCAUGGGACAGAGUGUACCUUCAGUGUGUGUAUUUUGGUAACGACUGAUCCUCAAACCUGUACACAAGAUGCUCUCCUGGUUAUAGUAGAAGUGCUGCCACACUUUGUUCUGGUGAGGAAAAGUUGACUUCCCUUCCCACGGAAACCUCCAGUGCAAACCCCUCCCUUGCUCACGGUUCCGCUCCCGCCGGAGCCAUCCUCCUGCUUUGUGCCAUCCUGGAAAUGCUGGUUGUGCUCUGGUCCACGUGCUGAGGCUGGCACCAGAGGCAGUUUGCUGUGGGCAAUCCCUGGACCCUCCGUUGAGGAAACCUUGACAUCCAAAGGAACUGGAACGGGGUGUGUUCCAUUUCAGGGCUGCGCUAGGUGAGGCCCGACAGUCUUCCACUCUCCCCUCCUGCCAUCUCCAUUCCUGGUUUGUGUGGGAAGUCUGGCUGUGCAGCAAGGCUGAGCGUGGAGCCCUGAUGGUCCUCUGGGGCCUGUGGAUGCUGCAGCAGGAGCUGGUGAUGCUCCCUCGGCAGGGUGGAUGGAUGGAGCCCACUGGAGAGGGAAAAAAGAAAAAAAGUGUCAGGUGCCAACCAAAUGCCUUCUGCUGGUCUGCAGGACAAUGUGUGGCCCCAGGGACUGUGUGCCUGGCCGAGCUCUCGUCCAGCUGCCAUCACUUGCCUCUUGGCUGACUUGUCACCAGCCCCUGCAGAAGGCUGGGGGCUCUUAGAGCUCCUUGCUGCAGCCUGUGACCUCCGUGCUGCAGCCCGGCGAGAAGGACCUCAACACGACCACAUCUGACCAAGCGUCCAGCUGGGCAUCUGUGUGACCAUCAUCUAACACUUAAAGCAGUAUUUCUUCCUAUUUGUUUUGGGGGUUUUUUUUGUUUGAUUUUUUUUUAUAUUUUCAUUCUUGGAUGUAUAAAGUGAAUUAUUUGGCUCCUGUAAGUAUCCUCUAUGCAUCUGUUGGAUCAUGUAUUUAUAUGUUGUACACAGUACUGGCCAACUCUGUAAAUGGAUGUAAUGUACAUAGAACAUAAAGGGUUCUUUUUUUUUUUUUUUUUUUUUGUUUUUCUCUCCCCUUCCUUGGAUUUCCAGGCUCUACAGCAGUGUUGCAUUAAAGUGGUGUUAGUUACUGACCUGCAGCUGUAGUCAGAGCCACUGUCCGGUCCUGCCUGACGUGAGGCUCAAGGUGUCCCUGGGCUCUGCCCGUGGCGAUGGGUUUGCUGUGACCCUGCUGCUCCUCCAGGCCACUGCUGUUCUGCUGGAGCUGUGAGAAGAUGAACAUCCUUGUGCAUCCAGGGCUGGGGAGCAGAACCAUGGUUCUUCCUCUUUGGAGCAAUCACUGAGCCAGAGUGAGUUGCUGCAGCGGGAGGAGAGAUGGAUGGUGUCACCGGAGCAGCCGGUACAGCAGUUGUAGGGGGUUUCUUUUUUAUUUUCUCUUGUCCCUUUUCUAGCUCUCUCCUACCUCCCUUCACCAUGCACUUUUCCUUUUUAACCGUACAAGUCCCUGUGUGAGAUGCAAGCCUGAGGGAUGCAACAAGUUUAAUCUCUGACAUGGUUUAUCCUUCCUGCACCCCACAGCCUCGUGCUGGGGGAAGGAGCCAGAGCCCAGGACCUGCUUACCAAAGAUCAGGAGCAGAGCUGGGGUCCGGCUCUGCCUCCUCUGGGGCCACUGUCGUGUACAGUUUGAAGAGGUCUGGUUUGCAGAGCCCUCGGGGGGGCCCUGCUCGUGUAUGUCCCUUGUGGUAUUGGAAAAAUAAACACGCGGUAAAACCUGCA
Molecule: messenger RNA, 6411 nt
Organism: Calypte anna (Anna's hummingbird)
Lineage: Eukaryota; Metazoa; Chordata; Aves; Apodiformes; Trochilidae
Gene: ASXL1
Product: ASXL transcriptional regulator 1
Exons: 12
Coding region: 37-4638 (1533 amino acids)
Biological process (GO): animal organ morphogenesis; positive regulation of transcription by RNA polymerase II
Cellular component (GO): PR-DUB complex
Molecular function (GO): peroxisome proliferator activated receptor binding; DNA binding; chromatin binding
Source: RefSeq, a predicted model, not a curated record